Styela clava is the source of this 9480-nucleotide messenger RNA. NCBI's taxonomy places the organism in Eukaryota, Metazoa, Chordata, Ascidiacea, Stolidobranchia, Styelidae. The record is from RefSeq and is a predicted model, not a curated record.
AGGAAUGUAUAAGUUAGCUAGAUUGUUGUUAUAACUGACAUAUCAUCUCAACAACUGGAAAACAGAGACGACAAGCCUUCGAUAUUUAUUUGAUCUGAACUAAAGCAAAGAAACGACUUGUUCGCGACUCCACUCGAAUUUUAGCGGAAUUCACUCAACUCGUGCAAGCACACGCAAUCAAACGCUAUAAAACCAUUGAUUGUGCACUGAACCGUAGAUUUUUUCGUUUAUAUAUAUAGCUAACAAAAGGCGCGAUGAAUAGCAUUGGUGAAGUCAGUUCAGGCGGAGAGUUCUACGACGACGAAGAGAUGCCGGCUACCGAAAGGGAACUGGCGGAAGAUGCUCCUUGGAAGCAAAUCCAGAAGAAUACUUUUACCAGGUGGUGUAACGAGCAUCUGAAAUGUGUCAACAAGCGUUUGGGAAGCUUGGAGACGGAUUUAUCCGAUGGUUUGAGGCUGAUUAGCCUCCUGGAAGUACUAUCCCAGAAAAGAAUGGAUAAGUACAACAAGAGGCCUAAUUUCAGGCAAAUGAAGCUGGAAAACGUUUCCGUGGCGUUGAAAUUUUUGGAAAGAGAGAGAAUCAAGCUUGUUAGCAUUGACAGCAAAGCUAUCGUUGACGGAAAUUUGAAACUUAUACUGGGAUUGAUAUGGACGCUUAUUUUGCAUUAUUCCAUUUCAAUGCCGAUGUGGGACGAGGACGAAGGCCAGGUCGAAAAAACCAAAGCUACUCCAAAGCAGAGACUUUUGGGAUGGAUUCAAAACAAAGUCCCUCAAAUGCCAAUCACCAAUUUCAACAAAGAUUGGCAAGAUGGCCGUGCUCUUGGAGCUUUGGUUGACAAUUGUGCCCCAGGAUUGUGUCCCUCUUGGGAAGACUGGACUCCAGAAAACAGGCUCCAAAAUGCACAGGAGGCCAUGGGACUAGCCGACCAAUGGCUAGGUGUAGCGCAGGUUAUCGCACCGGAAGAAAUCACCAACCCGAAUGUGGACGAACACAGUGUUAUGACAUAUUUGUCUCAAUUCCCCAAAGCACAACUAAAACCCGGUGCGCCAUUGCGCCCAAGAACGAAUGCCAAACGUGCACGUGCUUACGGAAAAGGUGUGGAACCCCAUGGUUUGAAAGUUGGUGCACCCGCACCUUUCACAGUAGAAACUGUAGGAGCAGGAAACGGAGCUGUAUUGGUUUAUUUGACUGAUCCAGAAGGACACGAGACGGAAUUGCGCUCGACUCCUAACAAUGAUAAAUUGAAAACAUUUUCCGUUGUUUACCAUCCCAUGGUACCGGGAGAAUAUAAGGUCACUGUACUUUUUGCUGGCCAAGACAUUCACAAAAGUCCAUUUUUGGUAAAUGUCGACGAUACACCAGUCGACUCAAGCAAGGUGCAUGCCAAAGGACCUGGACUGCAAAAUGGAAAUAUUGUAGGAAAGGAAACGUAUUUCGACGUUUUCACAGAAGGCGCCGGAAUCGGAAACGUAGGGGUCAACAUUAUCGAACCUGAGGGGAAACUUCGCCCGGAAAUCUCACAAAUUGAUGAAUAUGUUUACAGGGUGAAAUACACCCCACGGAGUGCAGGAAAUCACGAAAUACACAUCGAUUUUGCCGAUCACCCCAUCCCAAAGAGUCCAUACCAUGUCCAUAUAUCAUUGCCGCUUAAUCCUGGUGCAGUUUGGGUUGAUGGACCUGGAAUCCAACCCGACGGUGUCGUCUUACGACAGAAGACCUAUUUCACCGUACAUACAGAGAAAGCUGGGGAAGGGCAAUUAGCUGUUAAAAUUGUAGGACCCCGUGGAGUUAACGAACCGCUCAACAUCGACGACAACCACGAUGGAACAUACACUUGUCAAUAUCUACCCAGCAAACCAGGGCAAUACGUUGUUUCUAUCACAUACGCAAGCAAACCAGUACCAGACAGUCCAUUCAGGGUGAAUGUAUCAGUACCAGCUGAUCCCAGUAAAGUAAAAGUACGCGGACCUGGUAUUGAAACUGGAAAUGUUGUUGGGCAACCCACAUAUUUUGAAGUUAUUGCAACAGAUGCCGGGAAUGGGGACGUGGAGGCAGUAGUUUAUGAUCCAGAUGGCAACCCAAGGACUGUACAAGUAGACAUUGAAAGUCGUCCUAACAAUGUAUGGAGAUGUACCUACACUCCAAGGGAGAAGGGUACUCACAAAAUAGAAGUUAAAUUUGCAGGAGAUCAUGUGCCAAAAAGUCCAUUCAGAGUGGAUAUUGUCCCAGCUUCAAAUGCAAGUGCAUGCCGAGCAUAUGGACGUGGAAUACAACCAAAAGGUGUGCGAAUGCGAGAGAAAGCAGAAUUUCAUGUUACAACAAAAGGCGCUGGUGAUGCUGAGCUGCAGGUCCAUGUAAAAGGCCCAAGAGGUCACUCUGAACCUGUCACAGUAAAGAGGAAUCCACAAGAUCCAGAUAUUUAUGAUUGUGAGUACUACCCUCUCAAGAAUGGAGAAUAUACUGUGGAUGUCAACUUUGGUAAUAAACCAAUCCCAAAGAGUCCUUUCAAGGUUGCUGUUGGCAAAGAGGCCGGACCACAGAAAGUUCGUGCUUAUGGACCAGGUCUUCAUGGUGGUAAAGUUGGACAUUCUGCAGAUUUUGUUGUUGAGACGACAGGAAGUGAAGUAGGACAACUUGGAUUUUCAAUUGAAGGACCAUCUCAAGCACGUAUUGAAUGUGAUGACAAAGGUGAUGGAUCAUGUGAUGUAAGAUACUUUCCAUUAGAAGCUGGUGAAUAUGCAGUUCAUGUGCUCUGUGAUGAUGAAGACAUCAAACAUUCACCAUUCAUGGCACAAAUUGAACCAGAUGAUCACAAAACCUUCCCAGAUAAGGUGAAAGCUUAUGGACCUGGUUUAGAAGAAAAUGGCCCUGUUGCUGGGCGACCAACAGAAUACACCAUAGAUGCCAGAUCUGCUGGAAGACCUGCUCCAAUCACCAAUUCAAUUGUGACUGCUAAUGGUGAAGAAGUACCAGUAGAUGUGCAAGAUAAUGGAGAUGGCACAUACACAUGCAGAUACACUCCUCGUGCUGCACAAAAACACACAAUCAUACCUACUUAUGAUGGCAUUGCAGUAAAAAAUAGUCCUUUCAGAGUUUUGGUGCAAGAAGAUUCUCACCCAGAUCGUGUGAGUGUUUAUGGACCAGGAGUUAAACCUGGAUUGAAAGCAGAAGAGCCAACUUAUUUCACUGUUGAUUGCAGUAAAGCUGGAUCUGGUGACAUCAGUAUUGGAUUGAAAUGCACACCAGGACUUACUCCAUCACAACCUGAAUCCGACAUUGCUUUUGAUAUAAUCAAAAACGAUAAUGAUACUUUUACUGUGAAAUAUACACCACCAGUUGCAGGUAAAUACACAAUCAUGGUGUUGUUCGCUGAUGUUGAAAUCCCAGAUAGCCCAAUCAAUGUGCAAGUUGCAUCAAAUCAUAAUGCAAGAAAAGUACGAGCAGAUGGACCUGGAUUGGAAAAAGAUGGUGUUGAAAGUGGAAAACCAACCCAUUUCACAAUUCAUACUAGAGGUGCAGGAAAAGCCAAACCAGAUGUUAAAUUCAGGCCCAAAAACCAACAUGCUGUCGCAGCAAAACCAGAGAUUAUAGAUAAUGGGGAUUCUACAUAUACUGUAAAAUACACACCGGACGGACAAGGACCAAUGGAUGUCGAGGUAACCUAUGGAGGAGAUGAAAUUCCAAAAAGUCCUUUCCAUGUCAAUGUUGCUCCAGAACUUGAUGUCGGACAAGUACGCGUCAAGGGUCUUCCAGAACAAAUCGAGGUUGGCAGACCUGAAAGUUUCACUGUUGAAACUGAUGGUGCAGGUGGAAAGGGAAUUUUGGAUGUCGCCAUGGUUGGACCAGACAAGAGGCCUGUACCAGUCAGAGUGAGAAACUCUCCAGAUGAAUCGAAAUGCACUUUUACUCCCAAAGAAGAAGGUCCACAUCGCCUUGAUGUUACUUAUGACGGUGAACCUGUCCCAGGAAGCCCAUUUGUUGUUGAGGCUCUCAAACCUGCAGAUGCAGGCAAAGUGAAAGCUUAUGGACCUGGAUUGAAACAUGGAAUUGUGGAUCAACCUGCACAAUUUACAAUUGAUACUACAGAGGCUGGAAAUGGUGCCCUUGGUUUGACUGUGGAAGGACCUUCAAAAUCAAAGAUUGAAUGCGUGGAUAAUGGUGAUGGAACCUGUUCAGUAUCUUACUUACCACUGGAAGCUGGUGAUUAUAAAAUCAAUGUGUUAUUUGCUGAAGAACAUAUUCCAGGAUCACCAUUUAAAGCCGAAAUUGAGCCGGCUUUCGAUUCAUCAAAAGUACGAGCAAAAGGCAAAGGACUCGAAAACGGCAAAGUUGGCAAGAAAUCUGCUUUUGUCGUGGAUGCAUCUGAUGCUGGUGAAGCCCCUGUUGAAGUGCAGGUUGUUAAUGAAGAUGGAUCCAAAGUUCCUGGUGUCAGAGUUCACGAUAAUGGAGAUGGAACUCAUGAUGUAUCAUUUGUGCCAAAUAAACCUGGUGAUGCGACCGUGGCUGUUAAAUAUGGAGGUGAUGACAUUCCAGGAACUCCCAAGAAGGUUCAUAUCACACCCGAUAUCGAUACCAGCAGUGUUAAGACUUAUGGACCUGGAGUUGAAAAAUCAGGAGUUUUGACUGAUGUGGACACCAGUUUCACUGUUGAUGCAAAACGACUUGCUCCGAGGGGUGGAGAUCAUAUUAAUGCUAAGGCUGUUAUGCCAUCUGGUGAAACAUUACCUAUUGAUGUAACAGAUAAUGGUGAUGGAACUUAUGAAGCUAAAUAUUGUCCAUUUGAACAAGGUCCCUGUGAAAUCCUGGUCGACUAUGAUGGUUGUGAAGUACCAGGGUCACCCUUCCCUGUUAAUGUUGAAGAAGGCUGUGAUGCCAGUAAAGUCAAGGCAUAUGGUCCUGGAUUGAUAAGUGGAACCACUGAAGAACCUGCCAAGUUUACCGUAGAUACAAGAGGAGCUGGAACUGGUGGCCUUGCAUUGGAAGUUGAAGGACCAUCUGAUGCUAAAGUCACUUGCACCGAUGGUAAAGAUGGGACAUGUCAAGUUGAAUAUUUGCCAACAGAAGCUGGACAAUAUGAAGUCAAUAUUACAUAUGGUGGUGAUGCCAUUCCCGGAUGUCCAUUUGUUGUUCCAAUUAAAGAUAAGGUUGAUCCUACAAAGGUUGUCUGCACUGGUCCUGGACUAUCACCAGGGGUUAGGAAGAACAUUCCUCAAGAAUUUCUUAUUGAUGCAAGCAAGGCUGGAAUUGCCCCCGUGGAAGCAACAGCAAAAGGACCGAGAGGUGUGAGAGAUCCAAUUAAUGUCAUUGAUAAUGGGGAUGGAACACACACUGCAAGAUACACACCAACUGCAGAAGGUCUUUACCAAGUGAAUGUACAAUACGCAGGGGAAGAUGUACCUCAUAUGCCACAACGUGUGAGAGUGCUUCCAACACAUGAUGCAAGCAAGGUGAAUUGCUCUGGUCCUGGAUUGGAAUCGACUGUACCAGCAUCAAUGCCUGUGGAGUUCAUGAUCGAUGCGAAAGAAGCUGGUGAUGGAAUACUUGCUGUUCAAAUCACGAAUCCAAAACGUGAAAAAACUGUCAGUGAAGUUGCUGCUCCCUCGAGUAAGAAAGCUAGAAAAGAUAGCUCAAGCUCGAGUUCGUCUGAUGACGAUGAUAAGGAUGGGGAAGGGAAGAAGGAUCCAGAAGGUUACCCGAAAAAAGCUAAAAUUGUUGACAACAAUGAUGGAACUUACAAUGUAUCUUAUGUACCGGACAUGACUGGCAGAUACACAAUUUCUGUCAAAUAUGGAGGUGAUGAAGUGCCAUAUUCACCAUACAGAAUCCGUGCUACUCCAAUGGGUGAAGCAGGCAAAUGUGUGAUAUCAGUGAUCGUGGGAGGCAAGCGAUGUGAUGGACUUGGCCCAACAGUUCCAGUUGGCAAGGAGGCAGUUAUAUCUGUUGAUGCAAGCAAAGCUGGUCCUGGUAAAGUGAAUUGUUCCAUCAAUACACCUGAUGAUGGAUUGUUAGAUGUUGAAGUGGUUGAAAACAAGGAUAAAACUUUCGAUGUGUUUUACACACCACCCAAGCCUGGACCAUACGCCAUCAACUUGCGCUUCGGUGGAGAAAAUAUUCCAGACAGUCCUUUCAGUGUUAAGGCGGUUGAUGAGCCUGAAGAACAACAACGCAUGAUUGAGGAAGAUAGGAUUGAAGCAGUAGAUGCUGCACCAGCUCAUGCAUACAUGAAUGGAAAUGGUUUAGAUGCUUUAGAGCAGGCAUUGGAUGAAAGCGAUAUAUUACGAGGAGUAGACUUUGUGUUCGAAGUACCACAGACUCCAGGAGAAUUAACAAGUGUUGUUCGAAUGCCAUCCGGUAAAACAUCUGAACCGAAAAUUAUUGAUAAUGGAGAUGGAACUGUGUCUAUAAGCUAUCUACCAACGGAAUCAGGUCUUCAUGAGAUGGACAUUUUGUUCAACAAAGAACACAUACCAGGAAGUCCAGUACAAUUCUAUGUUGAUGCUAUUGCACCAGGACAUGUAACUGCUCAUGGUCCGGGACUUGUAACAGGAAGAGUCAACAAGCCUGCAAAUUUCACAAUUGUAACAAAAGAUGCUGGACAAGGUGGAUUGGCACUUGCUGUUGAAGGUCCUUCUAAGGCAGAAAUCAAAUGUGUAGAUAACAAAGACGGAACUUGCUCAGUCUCUUAUGUACCAACUGCUCCCGGUGAAUACAGCAUUGCUGUUAAAUUUGACGAUGAACACAUUCGUGGAAGUCCAUUUACCGCUAAUAUCACAGAUGGUACAAAACCACACUCUGGAAAAGUUGUUUAUGGUGCUAUGAGUGACAUUGCAUUGAAGAUUAACGAAACGGAUUUGAGCCUUCUCACCGCAAGUAUCAUAUCACCAAGUGGUAGAGAGGAAGAUUGUCAACUCAAACACAUGCCUAACGGGCAUAUUGGAAUUUCUUUCACACCUCAUGAAGUUGGUGAACAUUUGGUUCAUGUGAAGAAACGAGGUAGAGAUGUCGCCAAUAGUCCUUUCAGAAUUAUGGUCGGAAAAUCUGAAAUUGGUGAUGCAAGCAAAGUACUCGUAUAUGGUAGUGGAAUUGAGAGAGCAAGAUCUCACGAAUUAGCUGAAUUCUUUGUUGAUACUCGACAAGCAGGAUAUGGAGGAUUGGGUUUGUCUAUUGAAGGUCCAAGUAAAGUAGAUAUAGAUUGUCAUGAUCAGAAGGAUGGAGUUUGCAGAGUUACCUACACACCACAAGAACCAGGAAACUACAGUAUCAAUGUCAAAUUUGCUGAAAGUCAUGUGCCAGGAUCACCAUUUACCGUCAGAUGUACAGGUGAAGGAACACACUCGGAAAGUAUUGUUAGACACAGGAAAGCACCAUCUAUUGCAACUGUUGGCAGUUCAUGUGAUCUCAACUUAAAAAUACCAAACAACUACUGGCAAAGUGCUUCAUCUGGAACUGUGGCUGUGGGAAGUUCAUCGUCUGCGUACCGACAAUCUUAUAGUAGAUCUGAACAUACAAGUUAUACAAAGUCUAGUGUAGGUAGCCUCGGUCAACAAACGGUCAUGCAGGAAUCGAGGUCAUAUGGAGCAGAAGACGGGCAGGGUAAAAAAGCAUCAUCCUUCGUUCCUGUCUUUAGUCAUCGGUCUGAUUUUGGUACUUUUCAACACACUGGAAAAUUGAAAGAAGCCAAUAUUCGUGACUUGACUGCGACAGUAGAAAAUCCAUCAGGAGAAGUAGAAAAGGCUCAAAUAUUUGAAAGUGGAGAUAACACAUACAGUAUUCGAUUCAUCCCCAAGGAAAUGGGAGUCCAUACAGUCAGUGUUAAGUAUCUCGAUGAACAUGUACCAGGAAGUCCAUUCCAAUUUACAGUUGGUCCUCUUGGAGCUGGUGGAGCUGGCAAAGUCACAGCCGGUGGUCCUGGAUUGGAAUCUGCACAAGUUAAUAUACCAGCUGACUUUAACAUCUGGACUCGUGAAGCUGGUGCAGGGGGAUUAUCCAUUGCAGUUGAAGGUCCUUCGAAAGCAGAAAUCAAUUUUGAAGAUCGUAAAGAUGGAUCAUGUGGUGUUUCAUACAUCGCUACUGAACCUGGUGAUUAUGAGGUAUCUGUGAAAUUCAAUGAUGAACAUAUUCCUGGAAGUCCGUUCCCCGUUGAAGUAAAAGGUGUCGGUAGUGCACCUACGUCUCCCAGAAUGAAGUCUGAUGCAACACAAGUAAAUUCAUAUGGAAAAGGAUUGAGACGAGGUAUAAUCGGAGACAACAAUACAUUUACUGUCGAUUGUUCUUUAGCUGGCUCAAAUAUGCUGUUGGUCGGAGUGCAUGGACCACUUACACCAUGCGAAGAAGUCUAUGUGAAACAUAUCGGAAAUCGGCGCUACACAGUCACAUACACUGCAAAAGAACCUGGCGAAUAUACAUUAAUUGUGAAAUGGGGCGAGGAGCACAUACCAGGAAGCCCCUUCCAUGUGAAAAUUUCGUGAAACAUUACAUUAAGGAAUUUUCCCAAUUUUCUUUAUGGCUAGCUAUUGGUCUAGACUUUUAUCGUCAGAUCACGCCCGAUUAUGUGUCUUUUCUAUAUAAUGAAUCAUGCUUGGCAACACAUGAUCAUUACAUAAAGUGAGGUGGUAUAUGCUGUUUGGUGUCUUUGCACAAUAAAAGAUUUUACAACUCUAGAACUUAGAAUCAUUUUGAUAUUUUUAGACCUUUGAGCUAUGUAGGCAGCUUACAAUAAAAACGUAUGAAACUAAAUUGGUAAACGCCCAUUCGGUAUUGCGUUCCCAGUCAUCCUGAAAUAUUUGGGAACCACCUACUCUUGGCGAAUUAGAAAAUUAUUCUCUGUCAGUUUUAAAUAUGUCCACUUGCUGAGCUAAUAUGAUAUUUCUAAAUUUAUCAACCUUUUUUGUCAGUUGACUUUUUUGAUCCCAGAACACGCAAAUCAAUUUUAUGUUCCCAAAUAUACAGCGCUACAAUAUAUUGGAAAAAUAUAUGGCUAAGAGUUUAUAUUUGUAUAUAUUUAUAUAUUUUGCGAAUCAAGUGAAUUUUUUGAAAUUGGUUAACCUAUACAUAUUAUAAUAGGAAAAUAAGUAUACUUUUUCCUGCUUUUGUGAUCAAAAAUAGUACAUUUAAUUAUCUAUCUUGAUGAAAAAUCACUCAUUUCUCGUAACAAAAAUUGUAAUGUGACGUCAUAAUAAUAAAUUUGAUAAAAAAAAUCAUCUUUCUCAUUUCAUGACAUGUUUUUCUAUCUUUUGUGUUGUAUUUGGUGUGAUUUCUGUUUAUUAAUUAAUGGUCAUCGUCUGUAACGUGCUUCAUUACAUCAUCCAUGUCAUAGUUUUACUAUUUUCGUUUGUCGAAUCGGUCGCUAUUACAAAAUUUGCUUUGUAUAUUACAAUCAGUCUAUCCUUUUCGAACAUUAUAUCAGUGCUUCGCUCUAACACACUAAUGUCUUGCAUGAUAUAAUCCAGCGCAGAAAAAAUACAUAUAGUGUGACGUAUA